AUGGCGUCGUCUGGCGAUUUCGCUUCGGAGAUUCUCCUGGCCCUGUCCAAAUCAGACCCUAUUCUGUCCCAAGAAACCUUCCCCAAUGCCACCUUCGCAGAGAUCAAAGCAGCUCUCGACAAGCUUGCGUCGCGGUCCAUGGUCACAUACAAAACGAUAGAAAAAGACGAAGCAGCCCUCGAGCCUGAGGCUGAGGGGAUAGUCGCCAAUGGCAGUCACGAAGCAAGAGUCUUUGAAGCGUUGCGACAGGCAGUUGAGGGCCUCACUGUCCAGGAUCUCGAGAAGGCCAUCGGUGACAAGAACGUCACCAAGGUUGGCCAGGGAAAAGCCUUCAAGGAGAAGUGGAUUUCAAAAACGAGCGACGGCAAGCUCAAAGCAUCUACCGAUGCGAUCAAAGACACGACCAGGGAACAGCUCAGGACUAUCCAGGAGACGAAAACCUUCCCCGAUGCCAAAAUCCUAACCGAUUUGAAGAAGCGCAAGCUGGUCAAGAUGCAGAAAGUGAUUCACUUCAGGAUACAGAAGGGCGACAAGUUCGCCUUGGAAAUCACCAAGGAGGAGACAGACCUGACGGCAGAGAUGCUGCAUUCUGGCGCAUGGAAGACUGCGACCUUCAAACCCUACAAUUUCAAGGCACUGGGAGCGGAUCAGCGGGCGGGAGCCCUGCACCCAUUGAACAAAGUGCGAUCCGAGUUCCGGCAAAUCUUCUUUGACAUGGGCUUCGAGGAGAUGCCGACAAGCAAGUUCGUCGAGUCCGGGUUCUGGAACUUUGAUGCGCUCUUCGUGCCACAGCAACAUCCUGCCCGGGACCUGCAGGAUACCUUCUACAUCUCGGAUCCCAAACAAGCAGACCUGCCUCGAGCGACUGGCCCAGACGACAAGGCCGACUAUAAGACAUACGUGGAGAACAUCAGGGCGGUGCAUGAGAACGGGAAGUUUGGCUCGAUUGGCUACAGAUACCCUUGGUCAGAAGAGGAGUCAAAGAAACUGGUUCUGCGGACACAUACGACUGCCAUCUCGACAGCUGUGCUUCACAAGCUGGCCCAACAGAAGGGCCCCGAUGGACGACCACCACCAGCAAAGUACUUCUCAAUUGACAGAGUUUUCCGAAACGAAUCAGUUGACGCGACUCACUUGGCAGAAUUCCACCAGGUCGAGGGUGUCGUAGCUGACUACGGCCUGACCCUAGGAGGUCUGAUGUCGUUCAUGGAGGAUUUCUUCAACAGGAUGGGGAUAACAGACCUAAAGUUCAAGCCUGCAUACAACCCUUACACCGAGCCGAGUAUGGAGAUCUUCAGCUUCCACAAGGGCCUGAACAAAAUCGUCGAGAUCGGCAACAGCGGUAUGUUCCGGCCUGAGAUGCUGGAGCCCAUGGGUUUGCCCAAGGACAUGCGUGUGUACGGUUUUGGCCUUAGUCUGGAGAGACCGACCAUGAUCAAGUACGGCAUCUCGAAUAUCCGCGAGCUGCUUGGACACAAGGUGGACCUGAACUUCAUCGAACGGAAUCCAGCUGUCCGUUUCUAG
Messenger RNA from Diaporthe amygdali, 1524 nucleotides. RefSeq names its product phenylalanyl-trna synthetase alpha chain. The record is from RefSeq and is a predicted model, not a curated record. Bases 1 to 1524 code for a protein of 507 amino acids. Gene Ontology annotation, biological process: phenylalanyl-tRNA aminoacylation. Gene Ontology annotation, molecular function: tRNA binding; ATP binding; phenylalanine-tRNA ligase activity. Gene Ontology annotation, cellular component: phenylalanine-tRNA ligase complex; cytoplasm; cytosol. NCBI's taxonomy places the organism in Eukaryota, Fungi, Ascomycota, Sordariomycetes, Diaporthales, Diaporthaceae. The transcript has 2 exons.